AUGGAUCACUCGGAUAUUGUUUUACAGGAGUGGGAGUCUCUGGAGGCUCUGCUCUGCGGAACGGACUCGGCCACCGUGGUACUGACCGGACACACGCUGCGUAUCCCAGAUGUCAUUGCUGUCGCGCGUUACAACGUGCGAUCAGAUAUUGAUGUGUCUGCUAUCCAGGCUAUGGAAAGGAGUCUGAGCAUGCUCGAAAAGAGAGUGCGUUCUGGGGACGUUAUAUAUGGGGUGAAUACCGGAUUUGGAGGCUCCGCCGACAUCAGAACCAAGAAACUUGUUGAAUUGCAGCGGGCACUCAUCAGAGAGCUUCACUAUGGUAUUCUCCCAACCGGGGAAAGAGACCACCGCCAGGGGCUGGCCAAGCACCGUCAGGAUCUCUCCCUCGAAUCUGGCCUUGAAGCCACAUACCUGCCCCGGUCCUGGGCGCGGGCGUCCAUCCUCAUCCGGAUCAACUCGUUGAUUUCCGGAUGCUCGGCCGUCCGGCCGGUUAUUGUCCAGCGGAUGCAGGACUUGCUAACACAUGACAUUAUUCCUAUGAUUCCGCUCCGUGGUAGCAUCUCCUCUUCUGGUGACCUGAGCCCCUUGUCAUACAUCUGUGGAGCCAUCCAAGGCAAAUCUACCAUCCGGGUGCUCGCCAGCGAUAAUCAACAACAUGUCUAUGCGGAUAGCGCUUUCACGACGGCUGGUCUAGAGCCAGUGGUGAUCGAAGCCAAAGAAGGACUGGCCAUGACCAACGGCACGGCCGUGUCGGCUGCAGUGGCUGCCCUGGCUCUUCACGACACCCACAACUUGGCUCUUCUCGCCCAGGUUCUGACUGCCAUGAGUGUUGAGGCUCUGACUGGGACCGUCGAGAGCUUUCACCCAUUCUUGUCUGCAGUACGGCCACAUCGCGGUCAGGUGGAAUCUGCCCGGAACAUCCUGGCGUUCUUAGCAGGUUCGAAGCUCACCCAAGUCAACGACGGCGCCCACUCCUCGCUUCGCCAGGAUCGAUACUCCAUCAGAACGGCGCCACAAUGGCUGGGUCCCAUCCUAGAAGAUCUGAGCCUCGCCCACCAUCAAGUCUACACCGAAUGCAACUCGGCCACUGAUAACCCGCUAGUGACCCCCGAGGGCGACUUUAUCCACGGGGGCAAUUUCCAGGCCAAGUGCGUGACAUCGGCCAUGGAGAAAGCGAGGCAGGGGAUUCAGGGGAUCGGCCGCAUGCUCUUUUCGCAGUGCACGGAAAUCAUCAAUCCGGCCACAAACCGAGGCCUUCCGCCGAACCUAGUCACAGAAGACCCCGGCAUCUCACUGAUCUUCAAGGGAACAGAUCUCAACAUUGCUUCCUUGGCCGCCGAGCUGGGAUUCCUGGCCAGCCCGGUCAACCACGUGCAGACGGCCGAGAUGGGAAACCAGUCCCUGAACUCGCUGGCGCUGAUAUCGGCUCGAUACACGCACACCGCCAACGAGGUUCUCUCGCAGCUAAUGGCCGCUCACUUUAUCGCCGUGUGCCAGGCCCUGGAUCUACGCGCUAUGCAUGUGCAGUUCCUAGAAGGGUAUCGUCCGGAGUUCUUGCAUUUGGUCGACGCAUAUUACGCUGCAGAUACACCACUGCCAGAUGAGGCCUCGGCGAAUCUUCCACACGGUGUAAUAUCUGACCCUCAACUACAGCUAGUCGAUCCCAAACCGCUCUCGGAGCUGCUCUGGACGCAACUGCUCGCCGCCUUCGAAACGACAACCAGGAUGGACGCCCAACAGCGCUUCCCAGCCAUGGCACAGUCGCUGCGGUCCGUCCUUCUGGACCACGCAGAUUUCAAGACGGCAGCUGACUUCAUCCCGCGUCUCCAACGCUUCACCGAGGCCCUCGGCGCUUCCUUGCACGAUGCGUGGUGCGCGCACCGGGACGCGUAUCUGGUUCACGGUGAUGCGGCCGACGUUCUCGGGACGGCGUCCAGGGCGAUGUAUGUGUUUCUGCGGCGGACGCUGGGGGUUCCUCUGCUAGCAACGCGGAAUCUAUCGACACCCACGGCGGAUGAGUCGUGGUUGCAUGGCGGCGUCGAGGCGCCGACUGUGGGUUCGUAUACGGGGGUUGUGUAUCGUGCGUUGCGGGAUGGGGUGCUAGCCAAGGUGGCCGUGGAUAUUCUGAGAGAUUCACUGUAG
Molecule: messenger RNA, 2142 nt
Organism: Talaromyces rugulosus
Lineage: Eukaryota; Fungi; Ascomycota; Eurotiomycetes; Eurotiales; Trichocomaceae
Exons: 4
Coding region: 1-2142 (713 amino acids)
Biological process (GO): L-phenylalanine catabolic process
Cellular component (GO): cytoplasm
Molecular function (GO): ammonia-lyase activity
Source: RefSeq, a predicted model, not a curated record